AUGGCAAUCACUAAUCACAACGAUUUUGUAAUUGAAAUUAGCACCAUGCUGGAACAAGCGGAAAUAGCCAUGGCUGCUGAGUGCUGCUGCAUCUACAGGGUCCCGAAUGAUAUUCGCAGACUGAAUGAAGAUAGCUUUACCCCAAAGAUGGUUUCUAUUGGCCCCUUUCACUAUGGCCUUCCCAGACUACAAAAUAUGGAAAGGUACAAGCUUCAGUAUGUCAACCAAUUUUGUCGAAGAAUUUCCACUACCACAAGUUUGGAGCGAUUGAUCAGCUUUGUUGAGGAGAUUGAGCCUCGCGUUCGUCUUCAUUACGCAGAGCCCUUUGAGCUCAGCAUUAAGGAACUAGUAAAGGUGAUUCUUUUUGAUUCUUGCUUCUUAUUUGAGCUAUUUUGGAGGUCCUAUUAUUGUGAUUGGGAUGGUGUUAUUAAGUUAAAGCCAUGGGAAGCCACUACCAUGAGAUUAGAUUUGCUCUUGCUCGAGAAUCAGCUGCCUUUUCCUGAACUUGACAGGCUAUACAAUCGAGUUUUUCCCUCCAACACGCGCCAUGAAAAUCCACCAUUUCUUCAUCUUACUUUCGACUACUUUGAUUAUUAUAACAACAUGAAGUUAGAACCUCAAGGUGUUAGCAUAAGCCACUUCACAGAUCUGAUUAGAACAUUUCACUUACCCCAUUUGAGCAAUCAACCAAGGAGACAGAGUAAGUCGGUGAAAAAUCUUCAGAGCGCAACUGAGUUAGUUGAAGCAGGGGUGAGAUUUAGGAAAAGUGCAAGCCCGUGCCUACUUGACUUUAAAUUUUCAGGACGAAUUCUAGAAAUACCAGAAUUAAAGGUGGAUGAUUCAACUGAAACUUUGUUUCGCAAUCUAGUGGCAUUAGAGCAGUGCCACUAUCCUUCUGAUUCUUACAUUACUGACUUUGUUGCUAUCAUGGACUUCCUUAUCAAUACAAGUAAUGAUGUGGAUCUAUUGGUUCAGGAAGGAGUCAUUGUUAACUGGCUAGGGGAUGCCAAUUCUGUGGCUAACUUAUUCAAUAGUCUCUGGAAAAAUGUCACGAAUGUAAAUUUCAACUCACAUUACUCAAAUCUCUGCAAGGACUUAGAUGUCUUCUGCAAAAGUCCUUGGCAUAACAUGAAGGCCACUUUGAGACAUGACUACUGCAACACCCCUUGGCAGACUGCUGCUUCUUUUGCUGGAAUUCUGUUGCUUGUUCUCUCUUUAAUCCAAGCGGUUAGUUCUAUCUUACAAGUGGUGCAACAAUACAAACAAGGCUCAUCACAUUGAGCUUCUCUUUUUCAUUUAUGGUAGUUUAUACCUUUUUUUUGGGUGUUGUUAGGAAGUAAGUGUAUAGAGCCCUCAUCCUUAAUGCUAAAAUUUUCAUUGUAAUUCUUGCAACCAAUUAGAAACAUGUCGUGCGCGCGCGCGCAUCAUUUUCCUUGCACAUCCGUCCCUCUAUCAUUAAGCUUUGUAUAUUGAACAUGAUGUGUUGGUUCACUUUGAACCGUUUUAUUGUGCUGGGAAUGGAUCCUUUCCAUUUAGGUUUUGAAU
Molecule: messenger RNA, 1545 nt
Organism: Prosopis cineraria
Lineage: Eukaryota; Viridiplantae; Streptophyta; Magnoliopsida; Fabales; Fabaceae
Product: UPF0481 protein At3g47200-like
Exons: 1
Coding region: 1-1281 (426 amino acids)
Source: RefSeq, a predicted model, not a curated record